Babesia ovata is the source of this 2811-nucleotide messenger RNA. RefSeq lists its product as uncharacterized. The transcript has a single exon. The record is from RefSeq and is a predicted model, not a curated record. Bases 1 to 2811 code for a protein of 936 amino acids. Lineage: Eukaryota; Apicomplexa; Aconoidasida; Piroplasmida; Babesiidae.
AUGUACGGAAAAGAUGGCAAGAAUAUUAAGCUUAUUGUAGAUGCUUUAACUAAGCAAACUUCGCCGUCUCCUAAAGGCAGUCCAGCUGCAACGACUUCGCCAACCAAAGACGAAAUUAAAAAAUUCAUAUUCAAUUUCAUGUAUUUCGCUGAUCCACUGCUACAGUACACUGAAGGCCAUGUAAAAGAUUAUUCACAAGAUAAAAAUAAUCCUCUUCCCACUGAACAGUCCCUCCAAGUGAGAGGCAUCCAAAAUGCGUCUGACACUCUACUUAAAUAUCUUGGUAAAUUUAGCGAUGAUAAUAAGAAUCAACACAAGGACGCUAAAAAGCGUAUUUACAUUUUUGAUGACUUAUCCACUACACUUCUUAAACAACUCUCCGCUUCCAUCUCCGCCCUCUCCCCCUCCAACUUCCACGGCUUCCACAACCCGCUCCUCCUCGACGCCCUCAAGGCCGGCAUGGAAAAAUUCACCGAGCAACUCGGACACGCGUAUGUAAACGUUUACAGCGGUAAAACUCAUACUAAGGAGUGGGUGAAACAAGAGAGUAAACAAGUCGAUGGCAAAGCACAAUCCGUUACCGUCCUUUCCACCGAGGGCCGCAACUGCGCCAAGGUCUGCCUGACCAUACUGGAGAUACUGAGUGAAGACUUGUGGAAGUUGAGAAAUGGAAGCAAGAGUGAAAAAAAUAAAAACAAAAAAAUUAUCUUACACAAUGGCAAUGGUCUUGGCGCCUUUCUUGAGGGGUGCGGCUUCGAGGUAUCUAAGGAUGACAAGACUCAGGACGGGGAGUUGGACAGGAACAAGACGGGGCAGAGUAUAAUUGAUGUCAUGGUUAAAAAAAAACAGGAAUCACCGCAGAAUGUCCAUGCAAUUUACGAAGAUGCAGCAAAUAGAGAUGGCGCACUUAAAACGCUUAUCGGACACCUUGACAGCUACUACCGUGUCUCUCACCACAAGCAGAUCCCUGGCGCAAAAGCCCCUUCCAACAUAUAUCAGAUGCUCCAAUGGCUGCUCGGGUUAUACUUCAAUCCGAUGUAUAGCAAACUGGAAGGGUACUUUGGCAAGUUGUUUUCCGGCCUAAAAGAUGAAUAUAACUUGAGCAAUGAAACAUUAGAUGUCACCGUUCCAGACGAUAUUAAAAAGGUAAUGGCAUCACCUCUGGACGCCAGCAAAUUGAACAAAGUGCUCAAAGAAGUUUGUUUAUAUUCCGCAGACGCACUCAUCGCAAUACAAGGCCACGGCCAUCCUGAUGGCCGUUACGCCGUUGACUUUUAUACAAACACAGAUAAUUUGUUGUACCCUGGUAGAGACAGUGCAUGUUUUGAUAUGCUUGCAGACACAUUAUUUCGAGUCUAUAAUCAACUCCGUUUCUUAUAUAAGCAGUGUAACAACGGGCCUAACAGCGGCGGCUGGCAAGACUGCCAUUACGGCCGGUACAUUGGCGGGUCAUCAUGGAACUGCAACGAUUUCCAAUGCCCUGAGCAAUCAUGUCGGCAAAAGCACAACCAAUCGUGUAACCAACCAGCUGACCAAAAGGCCAACCAAACGGUCAGCCAACACUACAACUGCGGUAUAAAAUCGCCGCUUCAAUCCUUUUUAGAAGAUGGACUGCAGGGUUUCCUGCCACACCCACUUACUGAAGUUGGAUGUGGAGUUAAAUGCUCAGUUGGUAGUCACUUUGGUAAGCCAUGUCUCACUCCCAUGGGGUUCACUGACAUUAGCAAUGUAGCUUCACGCACGCAGAAAGGUGAAGAUCUGAAGAAACUUAUUGAGAAAUUCUGCGGUUCAAAGUCUGACCUCCGUCAGCUGUGUAGUAUGCUCAACUGCCUCCUCCGCCGCCCUCCUCAGACGCUGGGUGAUAUUAUCGCCUUCUAUAACAGUUUCCUAUACAAAUGGAGUAGCAGUGGUGCGCAUAAAAAAGACGCAUUCGAGAUAGCGGUGAAAAGCGCAAAUUUCGGAAAUCCGGAAACAACGCUGGAAAUUAGUACCAUAUUUGCCAGCAGUAGCCACGACACUCACGCUACUGGUAAGGAGAACAAACUAACUGGUGACAUGUUUAGCCUUGUUAGUUGUAAGCCAAGCGCGUAUCCAGUACACCCCUGUGGCCGAUACCUACAGCCACUGACAUCAGAUGUUCAUUGUAUGUUCUCCGAAAAACACGCCGACAAGUAUCUGUCAUGGGUAGUGUAUAUAACGGAAACAUUUUAUGACCUGCUUAAGAUUCUAUAUGAUGACUGUUGUAAACAAUGUGACACUAUUGGAACCAAAUGCCAUGAUAAGGGCUGUGUAGAUAAUUGCCAAGUACGAUUGGCAUAUGAAGCUGAAAACUCCGCUCUUCAAGCAUCGUCCACUCAACCCACAAAUACGGCACAUGAUUCAGACUGUCAUUCCAUUGUCAAAUGUCAAAAUACCCAUCCGACACUGUAUACAUAUGGUUUCACAUUUGGGAGUCCGCAUGAGUUGAGUGGUGUCCCGGAGGUGAAAAAUAGACGAACAUGUAAAGAUCUAUGUCACACAUUAAAGAGAGUAAUCAGCGAGAGAGAAGCUGACAAGGCUCCGCUCGCCGAAUUGAUUUUUAGAACAAUUCCCGAGUACCUGCUAAAAAUCAGAUGGCCGUUUAUGCUAACGUUGUUAGCCCUCUGGUCGCUGUCGCUCCUCUACCUGCUGCACAUCGCCGUCGUCCGCCUCGACGUCCUGAGGAUACGCUCCCACCUGAGAUCGCCCUCAAGCCACCGCAUCGCCGCGCAGUCGCUACUCGCAGCGGCACGCGUCAAGGCACUCGCCAACGUCAAGUACUUCUCACCGUAA